AUGAAAAAAUUUAAAAUAUUGAGCUCGCCCAGGGUUGUGUUCUGUUUCUUCAGUAUAAUGAAUUUUGUGCUGCUGAAUAGGGGUAUCAAGCAAAAUGCGAAAUUUCUGUCAUCACAACUAGAUGUAAGGGCAUCCCCAAGACAGCUGUCUCAAUUUACUGCUAAUUCAAAUGUGUAUGGUGAUCCAAGUGAGCUAAACUUUUACCUUCAUGAUAAUGAAUGCAGCUUUGAAUUAGGGAAUGAAUAUAUGCAUGAUGGUACUUCUGGUCAUGUAGAAAAUGUAAAAUCGGAAAAAGAGGAUGAAGUAGGAGGAAUAGAAGAUUUGGGAAAAGUACAAGAUGGACAAGAGGAGAAAUCGAAGCAAGGAGAACAAUGCGAUGAAGAAGACCUCAUGGAUCAUGAAGGAAGAAUAGAUAUAGCAUCCAUAUCAAAAAAACACGCGUUCGUCAUGCCAAAAGAUGAAGUCGAGUUACUACUGGUUGAAUGUAUUGAAAUUCAAAUAUCAGAUUAUCAAAUUGCCAUGGAUAAUUUAUUGAGAGAACUGCAUGAAUUAGCCUCGAAAUAUGGAAUGUCAGAGGAAAAAAAAAUGAAAUUGUGGAAUGAAUGCCAAGAAAAAAUAUCUAAUGAUUUUAAAGAAGUAGAUGAUUAUUAUUAUGAAAUUUAUAGUUUUAAUAUGCACGCCGAUACAGUAGCAACUGCUCCUUUCCUUUCAUCCUUAAAGACCUUUCUCAACUUGUGGAAGAACUGUAUACAUAAAACUGAAAGAAAAUGGUCCUCCUUUUUUAAAGUGAGGGCUCAAGAAUAG
This is a messenger RNA of Plasmodium knowlesi strain H, 804 nucleotides long. Its product is annotated as Plasmodium exported protein (PHIST), unknown function. The record is from RefSeq and is a predicted model, not a curated record. The transcript is spliced from 2 exons. The coding region runs from base 1 to 804 and encodes 267 amino acids. NCBI's taxonomy places the organism in Eukaryota, Apicomplexa, Aconoidasida, Haemosporida, Plasmodiidae.